Messenger RNA from Gaeumannomyces tritici R3-111a-1, 3843 nucleotides. RefSeq lists its product as hypothetical. The record is from RefSeq and is a predicted model, not a curated record. The coding region runs from base 1069 to 2991 and encodes 640 amino acids. The transcript has 2 exons. Lineage: Eukaryota; Fungi; Ascomycota; Sordariomycetes; Magnaporthales; Magnaporthaceae.
CACACCUGCGCCGCUCCGGCCCAUGUGUCGUUUCCCACAAACGGGUCCAAGGACCAACCAACAUGUCGAUUGAGGCAUCAAGAGAGAUUGACCCCAGCUAAUUUUGGUAGGCAAUCUUGACGACAUAUAGUUUGGUCGUCGGUUCGUUCAUGCCCGCGUAGCCUUCCGGUAAGCACUUUCUGGUAGCACUCAGCGAUCUGUGGGGAACCUCUGUAGCGAGAUGGAAAAGGAGUUGCAUCACAACAAGCCGACGCCUGGCCCCUGUCGAUGGCGGACAGGGAUGGGAGAGGAGGACGAGGGACGGAGUGAGAGGGCGGCAGUGACAGGGUGGCAGGGCGUGGCGUGGUGGGUGCAUGGCGGCUCCGACAGCAAUCAGGCACGGUUUCAGAGCGGAAGCUGCCCAUUUCCAUCCCAUCUGCAGCCUACCUCCAUUCAUCCAGAGUCCCGAAAAGGGAGCACCCUGUAGCCAACCCGCCCAGGUACAGCUGGCCCUGCCAUUGCCUGGAAUGCCACACAGCGCUGCCCGCCUCUUUGGCAGGUAGUCUCAGACCCUGCUCGUACUCUGGCCCUGACUGCGUGCUGUCUCCAUAUCAUCCUCUGCCCACCCUCGCCUGCCGGCUUGGGCUCGCCGCCUUUUGUUUUUGAUCUUGUUCCCCUUUCCCACGCCAACAAAGCAGCAACAUCGCCAGUCCAUUGCCAGUCCGUCCAGCAGAGACGGGAUCUCAAGCUGGUGUUGCUCGCUCCCCAAGAGGUUCCGCAUACUUAAUAUUUAUCGCUACUCACCACCCGCCGGACACAGCACGUCCUACUGAGUGUGCGAAUCUUGUUCAUUAAUCCCGAAUGUUUGGAUAAUCGAUACACCGCCGCCGCCGCUCGCUCUGUCCCCGACCGCCGCUAGCCUUUGCGGCUGGGCCUCGUGCGACCUCGCACCAACGAUCGACGACCACACCCCUCGGCCCCAAGCAACCAAAAGCAAAAAAAAAAAAAAAGAAAUACACAACAAAAAAAGAGCCAACAAGCAAUCCGGAAACGAGAGCUUCACCAGAUAGGCCAACCGCACAUCGGGCGAUGCCGUCCUUCGCACCCGCCUCUCCUGAAGGUAGCCUCAUCGCUAGCUCGGACACCAUGGACGACUACUCGAGCCUGCACACCACCAGCCACCACUACCACCAGCAUCUGAGCGGCGGGAGGGCAAGAAAGCAGAGCCGGUCCAUGAGCCCGUUCCUCAAGACGCACGGACUACAUGGCGGCAAGGAGAGCCGGAUCCCGCAGCACCACCAGCAGGUCCAGCACCAGCAGUCGCAGGAGCCCGACUACUACGAGAGGAAGAGCACGAGCAGCAGCCUCGUGAGCAGCAUCUCAAACGGUCGUGCUAGCGACGCCCCGCCAACCACCAAUACCACCAAGCAGCGUGACCUCGAGUCUGGUCUGCCCCCGCCGCUGACCAGGGAGGAGUUUGAGGCGCUGCCGGUGGCCAUCCAACGAAAGUACUUCUCCACACUCGAGCGUCUUCAGUUUGCUCAAUCCUCCAGCGGCGUGGAUGGCAUCUUCAGGCAUUACUGCGAGACCUCGAAGCGCUCUAGGCCCCGUCCCGAUAAGGGAGCUGUCGAGCCCUCGGCUGGUCGGAGAGGGCGCCUGUCGCUGCAGACAACGACCGACAACACAGUCGACACCGACUUGGUCACCUUGACAGACACACUCCCCGGCAGGAUUCAACGCCACCAACUCACUCGCGAAGAGCAGGUUGCCCUGGUUAGGAAUUUGCGAGCAAGUGUCAUCCUCGACGCUGCCGACGAGGCCAUUAGCAGGGUCCGCCGGGCCAGCACGGAUUACGGAACCAGUAUCUGCUCGCCCGAACGGUUGAGCAUGGAGUCGCUGCGGUGCGAGCUGCCCGACACGGCACUGCACGGCGGUAUCCGGGUCGUGCCAUCCGAGGAUGCCCGGCCCACGGGGGCCGACUCAAUCUGUGAUAGCUUUCGCUGGAUGGAUGACGACGAGGACCUCGACCUCCGUCUAUUCCUCAACGACUACCACGCCAACCUGCGCGACACGCUGCCUCAGCCAACCAAGGACAACCACCCUUCCUUCCGAAGGCACAUGUCCACCAGCAAGAUCCAGUUUGGCCGGUCCUCAGUGUCUUCUAGCAGGCCGGGCACAAAGGGUGCCAGCACGCCGACGAGCCCGCUACAAAGCCCAAUCAUGGCCCCAAUCAACACCACGCCUGCGCCACAUGUACGCAGGCGGUCACGAACUCUGUCUCUGAUCACGGCCAAGCACACCGCUGCAGAAUCGCGCGAGACACUGCCGCCCAUCGACCCCGCGGCAGCACAUUACCAGGACCCCGAGGCUCGACUGAAGCUGAGGGUAUAUCUGGCGUCUCCCCAAAAGUUCGACGAGGCAAUCGAGUUCGGCUUCCCCUCGACCGACCCCCGGGCCCCGCCACCUGUCCCCGCCAAAGACACAACCUCGCCACCCAGGAGUCACUCGAGACAGCAUUCGUCGCGUGCGCCAUCUCGGGCUGCUACUCCAGGGAAACUCGAGACGUUCCUUGCCGAUUUCGAUGACGACGACAACGAGAGCGACGACAAGCUCUCUUGCAGCGACCAGGUUUCAUCGGCAGAUCCCGAGUCUCCCAAGACGCCUCACUCCACCACGGACAGGAGCAUGAUUCGGCCGAUGCGUCCCCCCAGGGUCCCCUCUCCGGACGACUUUGGGCAAGCCCCGGGAUCAUCCCGCGAGAUGACGCUGAAGAUGACGCUGACGCGACCGGACCUGCGGGCGACGGAGGAUCAGAUCUACGGCUGGAAGCAGCAGGGGGCUUAUUACAUGCGCAAGUCCCAGUCGACGGGCGGACGCGAUGACAUGUUCCCGCCAACCUUGCCCAAUGAGAAGGACAUCAUGGACAGGAAUCCCGGUGGCCUCGACCAUUGGGGGCCUCCACAGGACCAAAACGUCAUGAAGCGCAUCUGGAACCGCGUGAGGAGAUCGUGAGGUGGUUAGACCUGGUGUUUCUUUGUUUGAUUGGCUUGCUCCAUUAUUAGCGACAGCACGAAUUUCCUUUUUGUUUUUGCAAUACCCGUUGCCUUACGACAUAUCAAAGAAAGUACCUUCUCUCUAACUCAAUACAUACAUAUAAUGUCUGUCAUAUUCUCUUCUUCAUUAUUUCACUCUUGCCUCUGACAUUUUGUCCUAUGUUAUCGGGAUGGCUGGCACCCGCGGCUCCAUGUGGAUGGGCUAACAGUCGGGCGGCACAGCUUGAUGAAUCAAACUUCUCCUACAUUCAUGCAUGCAUGCAUACCCAGGCAUUCGACAUGCCUUCUGUCCGCCAAUAUCGUGCAUUUCGGUAACACGAGUUAGGGGCUUGCUCUUUCUUUUUCGUUCAGCCGAGACCCGCCCCAGAAGGCCUGAGCAAGGGGCUGAUGCAUGCACUGCGGGCGCCCCGAGGGGAUGACGCGAAAAAGCAAAGAAAAAAAAGGGUGCAUUUGAGGACACAUAACUAUACUUGGUGAUGACUAUAGAAGAAGUAAAAAUGAAGGGGUGAGAGGGAGACGAGGCCCGUGUCGUGGUGUGCGGGGGUCACAGUGCCAAGGCGGCCUGAGCGGAAGGAGAAUCUCUUUCAUACAGUAUGCCCUUUUUCCCUCCCUGCGGUCCCUAGAUCCAGCAAGGGUGACUGAUGUGUGGGCAGCGGACACGGUUGGGAGGGGAAGGGCCGGGGUCUGGGCUAGAUUCAGCUCGCCUCCGCGCGGACAGGCAUCAAGGUGUGCAUUUCGUUUACGACCGAAGAAACACACAAGCACAAUGAUGUGAGAAAGGAACAGGUGGUGGAUGGCUCGGCUACGUGUG